AUGAACUUCGAAGAGCUCCUGCAUGAGGCUGGUGGCUUUGGCAAAUUCCAGAUCUUCACCUUGCUUGUGCUCUGCCUGCCAAGGCUCUUCCUCCCUUUGCAUUUCCUUCUGCACAACUUCCUGGCAGCCAUCCCUCAUCAUCAUUGUGCCAUCCUGCAUCAGGACCACUUUGCCAACCUCACAGAGGAAGAAGUGCUGCUCAUCAGCAUCCCAAGGGAUUUGGGAGAAACCUUCAGCUCCUGUGAGAUGUUCUCUGAGCCUCAGUUUCACCUCCUGCUUAACUCCACCCAGGAACUGACCAACGCCACAUCUGUCCAGAGCUGCCAGCAUGGGUGGGUCUAUGAUCAGUCUCAGUUCUCUUCCACUAUAGCCACCCAGUGGGACUUGGUCUGUGAGCAAAGAGACUUGAACCAUGCAGCUGCUACCUUCUUCUUUAUUGGCGUCAUGCUUGGAGCUGUCAUCUUCGGCUACUUGUCAGACAGGUUUGGUCGGAAAACCAUGCUUCUGGUGUCGUAUGUGUGCACCCUGAUCUUUGGGAUGGUGAGCUCUGCCUCUGUUACAUACAGUAUGCUGGCCGUCACACGGACCCUGACUGGGAUGGCGAUCUGUGGGCUCUCCCUCAUCGUAGUGCCUCUGGGCAUGGAAUGGGUAGACAUCCAGCAUCGCACUGUUUCUGGGAUCCUAACCAGCCUCUUCUGGAGCUUUGGAAACAUGCUUCUCGCUCUGCUUGCCUACCUGGUGCGAGAUUGGCGUUGGCUGCUCUUUGCUGCUACUUUGCCUUGUGCAGUGGGCAUUGUCUCUACAUGGUGGCUCUCGGAGUCCGCCAGGUGGUUGUUGGCCAAAGGGAAGCUAAAGCAAGCUUGCAGGCAUUUGCAAGCCUGUGCCGAAAUGAAUGGACGAAAGGAGUUUGCAGCCAAGAUAAACCUUGAGGUCUUAAGCAAGACAGCGGCAUCAGUAGCACAGAAGUCAAGUGGGAAUUAUUCCUACAUCAGCCUUUUCCGAACACCGAUGCUGAGAAAAAUCUCAUUUUGCAUGGGGGCUGUGUGGUUUGGGGUGGCGUUUUCCUACUACGGCAUGAGUAUGAACAUCACCGGCUUUGGCCUGGGCAUGUACAUGACCCAGUUUGUCUUUGGGAUGAUUGAGAUUCCUGCCAAGCUCGCUGUAUUUAUUGUGGUGAAUCGAUUUGGACGGAAGCAAAGUCAGGCCUGGACCCUCAUCCUAACUGGGUUAUGUAUAGGGGUCAACAUUGUCAUUCCAAUGUCACUGGGGACGUUGCGCUCUGUGGUUGCCAUCACAGGUAAAGGAUUCUCUGAAGCUGCUUUCACUACAGUCUUCUUGUAUUCCUCGGAACUCUACCCUACUGUCCUCAGACAGAAUGGGCAGGGAUACUGCUCCUUCAUGGCACGCCUUGGCGGGUCGGUGGCUCCGCUCAUCUUUAUGCUGGACAGCAUAUGGAAGCCUCUGCCCCAAGUGACCUAUUGCGCCAUGGCGGUGCUUUGUGGCUCAGCAGCCUUCUUCCUCCCUGAGACAUUAAACACCGAGCUGCCCGAGACAAUCGAGGACGUUGAAAAGCAAAGCUCAGAAGGGAAGAAACACCUGCGCGGGGAGAUCUCUGAAGCCGUGCCUCUGCAGUCAUUACAGAAGUGACCUACUG
This is a messenger RNA of Rhineura floridana, 1654 nucleotides long. RefSeq names its product solute carrier family 22 member 7-like. The transcript has 10 exons. Gene Ontology annotation, biological process: transmembrane transport. Gene Ontology annotation, molecular function: transmembrane transporter activity. The coding region runs from base 1 to 1647 and encodes 548 amino acids. The record is from RefSeq and is a predicted model, not a curated record. Gene Ontology annotation, cellular component: membrane. Lineage: Eukaryota; Metazoa; Chordata; Lepidosauria; Squamata; Rhineuridae.